Molecule: messenger RNA, 694 nt
Organism: Galeopterus variegatus (Sunda flying lemur)
Lineage: Eukaryota; Metazoa; Chordata; Mammalia; Dermoptera; Cynocephalidae
Product: UV radiation resistance-associated gene protein-like
Exons: 1
Source: RefSeq, a predicted model, not a curated record
CGACAGACAUCACACCUCCAGUGCAAUCCCUGUUCCAAAGAGACAAAGCUCCAUAUUUGGGGGUGCAGAUGUAGGCUUCUCUGGGGGGAUCCCUUCACCAGACAAAGGACACCGAAAACGGGCCAGCUCAGAGAAUGAGAGACUCCAGUACAAAAGCCCUCCUCCCAGUUACAACUCAGCGUUAGCCCAGCCUGUGACUACCAUGGGAGAGUCUGAGAGAAAGACAACAUCUCUGUCCUCCUCCUUGGAUACCUCCUUGGACUUCUCCAAAGAAAACAAGAAAAAAGAAGUAAAUUUGGGUGACAGCUUAAGUGGAGGCCAUGUGAGUGUGAAUGCUAGCCAAGAACAAGGUGAAGCCCUCUCUGGCCAUCCGGCCACAGUAAAUGGCACUCUCCUACCCAGUGAGCAGGCUGGUUCCACCAGUGUCCAGCUUGCAGGUGAGUUUCACCCAGUCUCAGAAACUGAGCUCUGCUGUACUGUGGAACAAGCAGAAGAAAUCAUUGGGCUGGAAGCCACAGGUUUCACCUCAGGCGAUCAGCUAGAAGCAUUUAACUGCAUCCCAGUGGACAGUGCCGUGGCAGUAGAGUGUGAUGAACAAGUUCUGGGAGAAUUUGAAGAGUUCUCCCGAAGGAUCUAUGCACUGAAUGAAAAUGUAUCCAGCUUCCGCCGGCCACGCAGGAGUUCUGAUAAGUGA